UUUUCCACUAUUGCUAAAAUCUCGACAAGCAAAUUUUUAAAAUUUAUUACAAAGGUUUAAGGCCUUAGUGAAGUGAUGGCUAAUCUUGGCCGCUGACAAGCCAGAUUGUGUAAUGCCCCGCGAGUCAAGUGCUGGUGAUAAACCCCCGAAAAAGUUCCGUUGAUUGCUCAUACUCAAUAUUAUUUAGUUUGUUCGCGGACAUCCCUUUGAGUUGUGUUAAUGCAUCAGGAAAUACAAGAUAUUAACCCUUUUCCCCCGUUUAGUUAAGUGUCGCGACAAGUCUUUGUGCCGCCGCGGAAGACAAGAAAUAUAUUUUAUCGACGUUUCAGUUUGCCACACACACAGACAAACGCUCAUAGAUUUUGCAGACUUCCCCGCACACACAGAUACAGCAGCACUGCGAUACAGAUACACGUGCGUUCAGCUGUGAAUGAACGGCCGCUGCUCAGCUGUAGUUUGUUUUCAUUCCGCGCCAAGAUCGUGGAAAGUGUCCUGGGAGCAGUGGGCCGCAUCCUGAAAUAACCGGAUAAUCCGCAGCUAUAUAUGACCUUGGUCCGCUCAACAGAACAUCAAUCGCUACGGAGACUCCAUGGGUUCGCUGGGACAUCGUGCCUUGCUGCAGUACAUCGAUAAUAAUGACAUCUCUGGACUGCGUGCUAUAUUGGACAGCCGACAUCUUACCAUCGAUGAUCGGGAUGAGAACUCCACCACAGUCUUAAUGGUAGUGGCAGGACGUGGACUCACAGCCUUUGUUCGUGAAUUUCUGGCUCGCGGUGCUGACGUUCAGGCUGAGGAUUUGGAUAACUGGACAGCUUUGUUGUGCGCCUCUCGUAAUGGACACUUUGAUGUGGUUCAACUUUUACUAGAUCAUGGCGCUGAGAUCGAGCAUCGUGAUAUGGGUGGCUGGACCAGCUUGAUGUGGGCCGCCUAUCGGGGACACACGGAGCUAGUGCGUCUGCUGCUGGACAAGGGAGCGGAUGGCAAUGCCCAUGGAAACUACCAUCUGGGAGCCCUGCUGUGGGCGGCGGGACGUGGCUACAAAGACAUUGUGGAACUGUUGGUACAACGCGGAGCUAAGGUCAAUGUUGGUGAUAAAUAUGGAACAACAGCCCUUGUUUGGGCCUGUCGUCGCGGCAAUGUGGAGAUUGUGGACACGCUGGUUAAGGCAGGCGCCAAUGUGGACACCGCUGGCAUGUAUUCGUGGACGCCACUCCUGGUGGCAGCCGCUGGUGGCCACACCGAUUGCGUUAGUUCCAUUCUCGAGAAGAAACCGAAUGUGAAUGCUUUGGAUAAGGAUGGAAUGACGGCCCUAUGCAUAGCUAGUCGUGAGGGAUUCCAGGAUAUAGCCGCCUCCCUUAUAGCAGCCGGUGCAUAUAUUAAUAUCCAGGAUCGUGGUGCGGAUACGCCCCUCAUCCAUGCCGUGAAGGCUGGCCACCGUACAGUAGUAGAGGCGUUGCUCAAGAAACAUGCCGAUGUGGAUAUUCAGGGCAAGGAUCGCAAGACGGCCAUUUACACCGCUGUUGAGAAGGGACACACGCCGAUUGUGAAGCUGCUGCUGGCCACAAAUCCCGACCUGGAGUCCGCCACCAAGGAUGGCGAUACACCGCUGCUGCGGGCUGUGAGAAAUCGCAAUCUGGAGAUCGUUCACCUGCUGCUGGACAGAAAGGCAAAGGUGACGGCCAGCGACAAGAGGGGCGACACCUGCCUGCACAUUGCCAUGAGAGCAAGGAGCAAGGCCAUUGUGGAGGCUCUCCUGCGUAACCCCAAGCACAGCCAGCUUCUGUACCGAGCCAAUAAGGCGGGAGAAACGCCGUACAACCUCGACUCCCUGCACCAAAAGACCAUAUUGGGUCAGGUCUUCGGAGCCCGACGACUCAAUACCAACGAGGAUUCGGAAGGCAUGCUCGGCUACGAGCUGUACUCCUCGGCUCUGGCGGAUGUGCUCAGCGAACCCACUCUAACAACGCCCAUUACAGUGGGUCUGUACGCCAAGUGGGGCAGCGGAAAGAGUUUUCUGCUGAACAAGCUGCGCGACGAGAUGAAUAACUUUGCCCGCCAGUGGGCAGAGCCCCCGGUUCGGACCAGCGGCCUGCUCUUCAUUGUCUGCCUCCAUGUGGCCCUGCUCAUUGGCACGAUUGUGGGCCUGAGUACCUGGUCGGCUGUGGUGGGCGUCUCCGCUGCUGUUGGCUUCCUGCUGCUCGCUUACCUGCUCCUAGCUGGCGUCAAGUACUGCAACUACCAGAUGGAUAUGCAGUGGGCCUACUCGGUGCAGCACGGUCUGGAGAAGAGGAUCACCCGGCUGAGAGUGAUACUGCAGGUGGCCUUCUGCCAUCCGCCGGGACCGCAAUCGGACUCGCAGGCGAAGCCAGUAAGGUUUCACUUUGCGGAGGCUAAUAGUGCCUCGCCCACGGGCGACGGAGCAGUGGCUCAUAUGCUGGCGUCUCUCCUGGACGCCAUUGAAUCGCACUACGGCUGGCUAGCCACUCGGCUGUACAGGGCCUUCCGUCCCAAGUGCCUGAAGGUGGACGUGGGCUGGCGCUGGCGUCGCAUGUGCUGUAUACCCAUCGUUCUCGUGUUCGAACUGGCUCUGAUCACCCUGGUCACUGGCAUCUCCUUGAUCGUCGCCUAUUUUACGUUUGCCAGCAAGGAGGAGAAGGAGGAUAUCCUCGUCGUGCUCUAUGUGAUAGCUGCAGUCCUGGGCACGCUCAUCUGCACGCACCUCCAUGUGCUGGCCAAGGUCUGCGUCUCCCUGUUCACCUCGCACAUCCGGCUGCUGAAGCGGGCGGUUCGCUCCAGCGAGACUGCUCCCCUGACCAUGCUAGGAGCCGAGGUGGCCGUGAUGACGGAUAUGGUCAAAUGUCUGGAUGCCUUUACAAAUCAGCAGAGCCGCCUGGUGGGUGUGAUUGAUGCCCUGGACUCGUGCGACACCGAGAGGAUUCUCACUCUGCUCAAUGCUGUCCAGACGCUGCUCUCCUCACCGAAUCGUCCCUUUGUGCUGCUCAUUUCAGUGGAUCCUCAUGUCAUUGCCAAGGCAGCCGAGGCCAAUAGUCGUCGGCUGUUCACGGAGGGUGGAAUUGGAGGCCAUGACUUCCUGCGUAACUUGGUGCAUCUCCCCGUUUACCUGCAAAACUCCGGACUCCGUAAGGUCCAACGUGCUCAAAUGACCGCUUUGUUGUUCAAGCGAAGUGGUGGCGGUGACUACCAGACGGACGACGGCCCCACUCUGGGUCACUCUGUCUCCGCCCGGCGGCUGUCCAAUGCAUCGGAGAUCAUCUCCAGCCAGGAGAAGCUACGUGGACCAGGACGUGGUGGUGGUGGCAAGAAACUGCGUCUCUCCGAGUCGGUUGCCAGCUCCACGGGCUCGAAUCUGCAUCGCCUUGGUCAGAAUCCUCAGACUGUGCUGGAUCUCUCGCGGAUUGUACUUACAGAUGACUACUUCAGCGAUGUGAAUCCGCGGAGUAUGCGACGCCUGAUGAAUGUGAUCUAUAUCACGGUGCGCCUGCUUAAGGCCUUCCAGAUCGACUUCAGUUGGUAUCGCCUCAGUUCCUGGAUCAAUUUGACGGAGCAGUGGCCACUGAGGGCCAGUAUGAUAGUCCUGCAUCACGAUCAGUUCAUGGACAGCAAUUCGGAUGAGAGUGUAUCGUUGCAGAGUGUUUACGAGAAACUACGUCCGAAACUGGCCUAUUUGAGGGAAGCUGCUCCGCUCUUGGAGCUGGAUCGUGAUGAGCGUAAGCUGGAUGCCUUCCUGCAGCUGCACAAGUCUGAUCUUCUGGUGGCGGAUCUGCGCAUCUUUCUGCCCUUCACCAUUAACUUGGAUCCUUACCUGAGGAAGGUCUUGAAGGAGGAUCAACAAACCAUCGAGGAUGAGGGUUCUCUGGUGCUGCAAACGAGACCCAGCGUGUCGAACAAUACGCGUCAAUAUCCAGCGCCCACCACCUAUGUGCCUUCGCCGCAGGCUUAUCCGCCUUACCAGAUGUUCCACAACGAUUAUCCUUCGGUCAACAACGAGCUGCGCUCCAGGAAUCUCAGCACAAGUACAGAGCCUGUCACGCCACUAAUUACCUCGCCUAGUGAUUCAUUUGGUGACGACAUCCUGCAGACCAAGCUAACGGACCUAACAACCGAAGGUGUCAUCAGUCUGCUGGAGCGGAUAGAGGACAUGAAGCCAGCUUUGGCCAAGUUAGCGCCUGUGCUGCGCGAGAAUGCGAUCAAUGGACGUGUCCUGAAGCACUGUGAUAUGCCGGAUCUCAAAUCGGUUCUGGGCCUGAGCUUUGGCCAUUGGGAGCUGUUCCGUCUGCUGAUCACCACGCUGCGUGAGUGCGAGCGCCUGCCCAGGAAGCAGCAGCAACGCCAGCAGCAGCAACAGCAGCAGACUGCCGCCUUGGAGGCGCCACCAACGAGUGUGCCAAUGAUCAAGGAUGUAACGGAUGCCCUGAUGCAGCCACCGCGAGAGUCGCUGUCGCGCAAAAAUUCUGUUAGUCAUAUGGAGAAGCAGGUCACCCUGGAGGAGCAAAUGAUAUGCGGCACGCUGCAGACCUUGAACGAGGAGGCUUACGAGGAUGUGGCCAACAGUAGCGAACGACCGAGUCCCACAGGUGAGAUGUUGGCGGCAGCCGCACAACUGCAAUUAGCACCCAUACGCGAGUCAUCCGAGUUCGGAUCUCCCUCCGAUGACCUCAAGCAGUAUGGGGUCAGUGGCAGCAGCAGCACCACCAACAACAACAACAAUAACAACAAGUACUUGCAUGCGGAGUACAAUCGAAGCGCCAGCUCGCAUUCCCUGCAGAGUCUCAGCACUCUGGUGGGCAGUGGCGGCGGCGGUUCGAUGGUUGGCGGUGGCGGUGGGCACCAUCAGCACCUGGGCAACGAACUCGACACGCCAAGUGCCAUGGGGUCUGCAAUGACGACGCCAUUGCUGGGCGGCGGCUCCUCAGGUGCCAUGCAACCGCCGCCAUUGGGUCGCGAUUCCAUAUUGAAGCAGCAGGGCAGCGUCAAGGCCGACAAGCGGGUAUCGAUCCAACAAACGGCGAGCAGUAAUAAUAAUAUUAGUACCAACAAGCUGACACCAAAUGUGGAAUAUGUUUCCGAGCGGCAGCAGCCGGAGGUCCUUCAGGGUGGAGGUAGCAGUGUCAAGCGCUUGACAACCAAGCCGCCACCAGGUCCUCGACCCGCUUCGCUGAUCAUCACCCGAAACGAUUCCAACUCACAGUUCCAGCUUCUCCGCUCCUCCUCGGUGGACUAUGACGAUGUGGAGGCCCAGGAGCAUAGGACCACGAUUAGAACCACGCUGCUGGAGCAGCAAGAGGAGGAGGAGUCGGCCCCGUUCGUGUUUACAGUGCGCAAAUGAUACAAUCUUCUCUACUAGCCUACGCUUAUAGUUACGAAUUAGUUUUAGUGCAAUUUAGCCAAUAACUAGAGAGGGGGUGACAUGAGUAUAUCGACGCCACUAAAGAGGACCUUGUUGGAACUCUGGAAUCGCCCCUGGGGGUUGCCUCCAACUACUUAUACUCUAGCAAAAGACACACACACAAAUCGUUCUAUUACUUGUUAUUAAUGUAUGUGUAUUUAUUAAUUGUACAAAGAAUAUGUGAGAAACAGAGUAAUACAAUGAGCGAGAGAUGGUA
Molecule: messenger RNA, 5624 nt
Organism: Drosophila serrata
Lineage: Eukaryota; Metazoa; Arthropoda; Insecta; Diptera; Drosophilidae
Gene: Arms
Product: Ankyrin repeat-rich membrane spanning
Molecular function (GO): protein kinase regulator activity; PDZ domain binding
Source: RefSeq, a predicted model, not a curated record